UGUGUUGCGCGUCGGACGCACGUCCCAGUUUUGGCACUGAGGCGAGUGUGUAGGAAUCAAGCGCGUCCUCCUCUCUCUCUUCUAACCUCCUCACAGCGAGACUCACGAUUCCACAGGAUGCUUCACCAUAUGCUUCUCUUAACCACUGAGUUUGGGGUUUGGAUGUAGGCGAUCCAUCGGGCGCAGAGCGAGUUCUGGAUUUGGAUGCUUCGCUGGCACGGCUUUGCGGGUGAUGGUGAAGCGCGUCUUGCGCGCUGCCGCACGUUUCCUCGAUCUUUCCUCGGGACGUUUGGCGAAGGGAAAUGUGAAGAAGGCUUAAAGAAUGGCAUGUAAACAUGGUUUCUGCCAAGAAGGAGAUGGUGACUGCGAUGUACCCCACUUCUAUUUCCACUCUCCUCUACUUUCUGUGUGUGGCGGCUUGCAUAAAGAGAAUAUCUGGACAGAUCAGAAAGGAUGAGAAAUUAUACCCGGAAAAUUUCACACGCAUUCUGGACCGACUUCUGGAUGGAUACGACAACAGACUCCGACCUGGAUUUGGGGGUCCAGUGACGGAAGUGAAGACCGAUAUUUACGUCACAAGUUUUGGCCCAGUUUCCGACGUAGAGAUGGAGUACACCAUGGACGUGUUCUUCCGCCAGACGUGGGUGGAUAGGCGGUUGAAGUAUGACGGCCCGGUGGAGAUCCUCCGGCUAAAUAACCUGAUGGUGACCAAAGUCUGGACCCCCGACACGUUCUUCAGGAACGGCAAAAGAUCUGUGGCUCACAACAUGACGGCACCCAACAGACUCUUCCGAAUCAUGAAGAACGGCACCAUCCUGUACACUAUGAGGUUGACAAUAAUUGCAGAAUGUCCAAUGAGACUCGUCAAUUUCCCCAUGGAUGGCCACUCCUGCCCGCUAAAGUUCGGCAGCUAUGCCUACCCAAAGACUGAGAUGAUCUACACCUGGACUAAAGGCCCGCAGCAUUCUGUGGAGGUCCCACCUGAGUCGUCCAGCCUGGUACAGUACGACCUGAUCGGACAGACUGUGUCGAGUGAGACUGUAAAGUCCAUCACAGGUGAAUAUGUGGUAAUGACGGUCUACUUCCACUUGAAACGGAAAAUGGGCUACUUCAUGAUUCAGACGUACAUCCCCUGCAUCAUGACUGUAAUCCUUUCUCAGGUGUCUUUCUGGAUAAAUAAGGAAUCCGUGCCCGCCAGAACUGUCUUUGACACUCGUUCACGCUCGUGCACGCACCUCCUGUUUUCUUCCACACUUCACCUGGGGCACUAGAGAUGCUGAGAAUAGCACGCUCUCAUUCUCCACUGGAAAAGUGUAACAAUGACCCACCUUCAGAUGGCUACUAACAGAGCGGUGCGCUUGGACCCGGGCCAGAGGAGCGGAUUUUCAUGUCCUAGAUGGAAGUGUGCUUAGUGAAGGGGUUUCUGGGUAAUGACAGAGUGGGUUUUUGAUGGCCGGUGCAUGUUCAGAAUGGACGCAGCAGGAGACCACAAUGAUCUGUUGUUUAUCUGUUCUGGGAUGGCUUCCAUAUUUCGCUUUCUCUACACAUGGCUCUAGUGUAUUUUGGAAGGAUGCUGGCUUCCAAAUGGCUCCGUUACUGAUUUUUUUACUACUUUUGUCAGCACAAUGUAGUUUGAAAUUAGUUUGGGAGUGUUU
Messenger RNA from Sinocyclocheilus anshuiensis, 1655 nucleotides. Its product is annotated as gamma-aminobutyric acid receptor subunit alpha-4-like. The record is from RefSeq and is a predicted model, not a curated record. Gene Ontology annotation, biological process: monoatomic ion transmembrane transport. Bases 336 to 1271 code for a protein of 311 amino acids. Gene Ontology annotation, cellular component: membrane. Gene Ontology annotation, molecular function: GABA-A receptor activity; extracellular ligand-gated monoatomic ion channel activity. The transcript is spliced from 8 exons. NCBI's taxonomy places the organism in Eukaryota, Metazoa, Chordata, Actinopteri, Cypriniformes, Cyprinidae.